AUGCUCGACCUCAGAGGAAAAGUCGCCCUCGUCAUAGGCCUUGGCCAAACCGGCUCAGAAGGCUGGGGCAUUGGGGCCGCCUGCGCCGUCACUUUUGCAAAGCAGGGCGCCAUCAUUUUUGGUGGAAACCGCACUAUCGAGUCAACAGCCAAGACAAAGCAGGCCAUUGAAGAAAUCGGAGGCGUCUGCGAUGUCGUCGCUACCGAUGCCACCUCUUCAGAAUCUGUAAAAGCGCUCGUGGACGCGUGUCUGGCAAAGCACGGCCGCAUCGACAUCCUCCUAGCAAACGUCGGGCAAUCCCAGCCCGGGUGCCCUGCAACCAUGUCCGAGGAGACGUGGGACUCUCAGAUCGAGAUCAAUCUCAAGACCGUCUACCUCGCAUGUCACCACGUCUUGCCUGUGAUGGAGAAGCAGGAGACGGGCGGGAGCGUUGUGUGCAUAUCGAGCAUUGCGGGAUUGCGGUACAUCGGGAAGCCGCAGGUCGCCUAUAACACGACCAAGGCGGCAAUUAUGCAGUUCGUCAAGGCGACAGCCGUCAUCUAUGCCCCCAGAAAGGUGCGGCUGAAUACCGUUGUUCCGGGGUUGAUGGAGACGCCGUAUACCAAGAGUUUGGCGUCGAGAUUUCCGAUGGAGGGCGGGUAUGAGGCGUUCAAGAAGAUGAGGGAUGAUCAGGUGCCAAUGGGGAGGAUGGGGGAUGCGUGGGAUGUUGCGAAUGCGGCGGCGUUUUUGGUCUCUGAUGAGGCGAGGUAUAUCACAGGGCAGAAGAUUGUGGUUGAUGGAGGGAUUACUUCUUCUACAGGACGGACAUGA
Molecule: messenger RNA, 810 nt
Organism: Colletotrichum chrysophilum
Lineage: Eukaryota; Fungi; Ascomycota; Sordariomycetes; Glomerellales; Glomerellaceae
Exons: 1
Coding region: 1-810 (269 amino acids)
Molecular function (GO): oxidoreductase activity, acting on the CH-OH group of donors, NAD or NADP as acceptor
Source: RefSeq, a predicted model, not a curated record